This is a messenger RNA of Drosophila serrata, 1108 nucleotides long. Its product is annotated as terminal uridylyltransferase Tailor-like. The record is from RefSeq and is a predicted model, not a curated record. Gene Ontology annotation, molecular function: RNA uridylyltransferase activity. Lineage: Eukaryota; Metazoa; Arthropoda; Insecta; Diptera; Drosophilidae.
CGCAUUGUGUGUGAUGGUCACACAAACUUGCCAAAAAUAUUCUGAGAACUUUGAUUACUUUGAACGAUUCAUCAGACAAACUUACAUCUACCGCUUUCCGAAUAAAAUGGAGCUAGACUCGGUUAAUUUCUGGGAAAACCUCAAGAAGAAAGUUGACAAGGCUGAUUAUAUUAAAACGACUGGACAUGAUCAAAUAAUAUCUGAUCUGAAGCAAGCACUGUACUCUGACUUUCCUGGCACCCCGAUCUACGCCUUCGGGUCGCGGAUUAUGGGUAUAGCAACUGCCGACUCUGAUCUGGACCUUUAUGUGGAUGCUGAUGGCAAUAACAUUUACACCGAGUACUCGACCCAAACAAGAUUGAGAAAUCUGAUGAAAAUUAAAAAAGCCUUAAGCUCCUCCGCGAAUUGGAGUUUCACAAAAAGUUUCCACGGAGUGUAUCCCCUUGUGACUGCCCGACACAAGGAUUCGAAUAUAUUGUGUGACAUUAGCUUUUCAAUGAAGAUAACCGUUGAUCAGAAUAACCUGGUUAACUAUAUCUUUGAUUUGCAACCCAUUGCCCGCUACAUGGUAAUUUAUCUGCGAAGCUGGGCCCUGGCAAAUGGUUUAAGCAAUUUUCGCGGACAUAUAUUCACCCUAAUGGUUAUAUUUUUCCUUCAAAUUCGUGGACAACUGCCUAGUGUCAGUAAUUUACAAACUAACCUUUUGCCGAAUUUUGGACCUUGGAAAACCGAUUUUGUAAAGCUCGGCUUAUCGUCUUUUAAUAUGAAGCCGAUUCCAUUGAAUGCGAUCGAAGUCCGUAAUAUUUUGAAGGAUUUCUUCAGGUACUACUCAGAAUUCGAAUAUGGUCAGUUGGUCGUGUGUCCCUGGCUGGGAAAGGGAGUUUACCGCACUAUGAUUAAGUCCUACAUGCCUUUGGGAAGCCUCCGCUUUAAGGGCCUUUUUUGUGAUCGUGCAAUGAUCAUACAGGACAUAAUACACUUGAAUCAAAAUAAAGCAUAUGCUAUCACUCAAAGUGAACUGACCAACUUUAAGUUGAUAUGUAAACAAAAUAAAUAGGAGACCAUGAAAAUUGUAUUUUAGGAUGUACCUAAACGAUAUCGAAUAAAC